Messenger RNA from Bolinopsis microptera, 3110 nucleotides. RefSeq names its product syndetin-like. Gene Ontology annotation, biological process: retrograde transport, endosome to Golgi; endocytic recycling. The transcript has 24 exons. Gene Ontology annotation, molecular function: SNARE binding. The record is from RefSeq and is a predicted model, not a curated record. The coding region runs from base 120 to 2831 and encodes 903 amino acids. Gene Ontology annotation, cellular component: EARP complex. NCBI's taxonomy places the organism in Eukaryota, Metazoa, Ctenophora, Tentaculata, Lobata, Bolinopsidae.
AGCAGCUAUGUGACACCACCUGACCACCAAAUAACAGCAGCCAGUUGAUAAUCUACCAGAAUUAUUCACCUCUGGAAAUGUAGUGUAAAAGUGGAAUAUAUUUAAAGAAUUUGAUCACCAUGGAUAAGAUAAGAUCCCUCAUCAACACCCACCAGCAGAGAUCAACUGAUUCGAUUGAAGACGAACCAAUUCUCCUCGACGAGAAGAAUAUAAGCACGAAGAAAGACUGGGAAGACCACAAGGAUGAUCCUGUGGAAAGGGAGGAAGUGAUGAAGAGCAUUGACGAGAUCCUCUUUAGUGGAGACAUUGACCCAAGCUUCAAGCUACUCCAGGAACUGCCAGAGAAGGAGACGGAUUUAAUAGCACUUGAGGAGAAACGAAGACAGAUGAGACUUCAACACUACUUUGUAGGGAGAAAGCUGACCGACGAAUUGCUGAAUAAAAAAGGAGAAUUCAACACGGAGUUAGACCGAGUAAUAGAACUAGAACAAGAUCUUCAAAAAACAUUUGCCGUCACUCUGGACAUCAGAUUCUCAGUAAAGCAAGCUAAGUUAGGACUAACCGACGGGGCUAUCACACUGCUGGGCUACUAUUCUCAAAGACAACGACUUAUUGCAUUGCUCAACACCCUAAAGACUAUAAAAAUCCUCCACAAAACGGACGAGAGGCUAAGGGAGCUGAUAGACAAGGAGGACUUCCCCGGUGCUAUACAACUGUGUAGAGACUGCCAACAUGCUGCUGUUACCUACAGACAGUACACUUGUAUUCAGGAUCUGAACUCCAAGUUAAAAGACACGGCUGUUUUGAUUGAAGAGAAGCUAGACGUGGUCCUAUCAGUGAUGUGUAUAAACUUCGACCACGAGCGUUACAGCAAGAUAACCACCGCUUACCUCUUACUAGGGAAGCUGCAGAGCGCAAUGGAUCAGCUUCACAUGCACUUCACCAGUGCAAUCCACUCCAGAACAUACGAAACCGUCUACAGAUACGCGAGUAAUACCUCCGCAGACCAGAAGAUCCAAUACGAAGACCUCUGUAGAUUUGUACCACCAGAUCUCUACAUCGAGUGUCUAUCUAACAUUCUCACUACUCUCUGGGGCAUUAUGACAAGCUAUCAGAAGAUGCUGAGUUACCAUUACAGUGAUAGUAGCUGUGCUGAUAAGCUAUCUCAGUUCGAUAAGAAUUACGUUCAACAGAAGCUACAACUCGGUCUUGCUAGAAUCUGGCAAGAUGUUCAGCACAAAGUAAACCCUUACCUAGUUUCACAAGAUCUCUCCCAAUUCCAGUUCGACGAUUUUAUUAAAGUCCUAGACCUCGUCAACAGACUCAUUCAGGUAGGAGAGGAGUUUUGUGGAACACCUAACAUACCCUGUGAUCUGUUGCGGGAACCCCUCCGAGCUCAGAGUGUACAGUACUUCAGACGUUACCACGCCUCCAGAACUGAGGAGCUGUACAUGUUUCUCAAUAUGGAGCUUUGGGAGCUAUUACCUGUUAAACCUACCUUCACCACUAUACAACUUAACGAGUUUAGAUUCAUGGCGUCUAAAAAGAAUGAUAAGAAGAAGCUCAGCGAGAAAGGUGACGGCUACUUCUCUGACAAGACUACCUCUCCGUUCAUGUUUGCUGACAUAGGUGUCAUGGAGGAGAGUUUCUUUGAUUUUCAGGAGGAUUCAGACUCAGAUGUCGAUGAGGAACUGAAGCAAGAUUUUGUGGAGGACGGAGCAACUGAAACAGAUAAGGGCAACAAGCGAAAGAAAAUGACGAGCAAAGUUACGUUUCACAAUUCCAGUCGAGAUGGACCUAUACUGACCAACACAACUCUAAAUGUUUUGAGGUACCUCGGGAAGUACAUGUUAAUGAUGGACAGCCUGAAACCGAUCGCAUUUGACGUGCUUCUUUCCAUGUCCCAGCUGUUCGAGUACUACAUGUACGCAGUUUAUAUGUUCUUCGGGUCGACUAACGUCGAAAGUUCCAAUCCCAGGCUAGCCCAGAUACUUCUCAAGAUCCAAAGCUCAAUAAUUCUCGGUGAAGAACCUCGACCCAAUGGGAUCAAUAUCCCUGCACCCCAAGUAUCUGAUCUCAUCAACCUUCACGAUACUCAGAACCUAUUCGGACUUAAAGAGCGGUUAAUAGCAACGGAAUCUUUGGUAUUCUUAGCAUCUCAGUUCGACCUCUGGAAGGAAUAUCUCGACAAUCAGAUUCCUGCUGACAAACUCAACUUUCUCAACCAGUUCUACAAUCAGACUCUACCGUUGUCCCGGGAACUACGAGAGGCAGUUUACAGUGGCGUGGCUUCUAAAGCCAUGUCUUACAAUGCUAUACUACAACUAAUGGGAAAUGUAAAGUGGGAAAUUAGGGAACUGAUGAGCGAGCCUAAUUCCUAUGUUUACGUUAUGCUUCAGGAAAUGGAAGCAAUGCAGCAAAAAAUAUCUGUAGUCAGCACCUUUGUUCCCAUUCCCGUAGAGGUGUACCAGAUGAUAUGGACCCUCAGCAUCAGUGAGCUAUGUCGUGUGUUCCUUGAAGGGUUCGGAUCAGCUCGCAAGUGUACUCACGAGGGUCGCGCCUGGAUGCAACUUGAUUUCCAGCAAUUUAUAGUGCAGGUGGUCAAGUUCAUAACAAUUAAGCCGAUACCGGGUAAGGACGUUGUGGAGAACUUCAUUAAGGCUUACUACUUGACGGAGGGAGAUCUAGAGCAGUGGCUGAGAGAGAACUACAUGUCGUACAGCAGUAAACAGCUCAACUCUAUAAUAAACUGUACUACCGCCCAAUUCAGUAAGAUGAUGCAGCGCAGCCGUCUUUCUGGCAUUGUUGAUGAACUGAUUAAAAAGAGUUGAUUUUGACUCAACCUAAACGACUAAUUAUUAUUGUCUUUUUGAUUAAUCUACAGAAUUAAAUUGAAUGCACUUGCUUCCGAGUUUGAAUUUAACAAACUUUUGAAACUGUAUUAUGCACUACAUACUAGCAGGUUUUAUUUGUUGCCCUGUCGCCGUGCUUUCGUAACUGCUUUUAUUGAUUUAAGAUUUAAGUUUGACUCUAAUGUUUCAAUGAUGAAUUUGUUUGUUUACUGUAUUGUGUAACUGUAAGGCGUUAGUAAAUCGUCAUCAUUAUAAAAA